Cooperia oncophora is the source of this 630-nucleotide messenger RNA. The record is from the annotation of a GenBank genome assembly. Lineage: Eukaryota; Metazoa; Nematoda; Chromadorea; Rhabditida; Trichostrongylidae.
AUGAUCUUCCAAGAGCGGAUAGAGUCAAUCCUAAUGCUUUGCAAGCCAUGUGAAGAUGGUCGACCGAAGUGUUCGAUCUAUUGGCCUGAAGCGAUAGGAGAGGCGACAUCAUUUGACACAUUGGUGGUAAAAAACACCGGUGAAGACGUCGACGAAUUUGCCACCACAACGUCGCUGAUGGUGGAGUUGAAUCCAACAUACGCCAUUAAAGACGGAGAAUUACCGCCUGAAAAACGAAAACCGCUGUUCCUGAGGCUGUUCCGGUGGACAACGUGGCCAGAUCGAGGGGUUCCCGACCACCAUUCCUGCCGAAUACCUCUUCAUCUUCUUGAUAGGGUUCGGCACGCUCCAUGCGUAGUUCACUGCUCAGCCGGUAUUGGUCGGACGGGAAGCAUCAUAGCGUUGGAGUUGGCACUUCAAAAAGUCGUAGUUGGUAGCAAGAUCGACUUUGAACAGAUCGCUCGCGAAUUACGAUGUGCCCGGGCGCAGUGUAUACAAACGGAAGUGCAAUAUCUUUACAUUCAUCGGGUGAUGAUCGAGAACGCCCUUCUACAUAUUAAUUUGAACGAGUCAACGCGGACAACUGGACAGCGAUUUCUACGAGAAUAUGACGAUAAAAUGCGAAAAUAG